Molecule: messenger RNA, 2973 nt
Organism: Schistosoma spindalis
Lineage: Eukaryota; Metazoa; Platyhelminthes; Trematoda; Strigeidida; Schistosomatidae
Source: the annotation of a GenBank genome assembly
AUGAUUAUGAUUAUUAUUAUUCUAUUUAUAAUUACAAAUAAUUGUGAAUCAGUUCAAAAUAAUACAAUUCAUAAUAUGACUAGUGAUUAUAAUACUACUAACAGUAAUACUACUGUUAUAAAUAAUAAUAAUCAUUUAAGUACAGGUGGAUUAAUUGGAAUAAUUAUUGGUUUGGUUAUUAUUACUACAAUAACUAGUGUUAUUAUAUUUUGGUGUAUACGAUUACGUCAUUUAUAUUUAAGUCAACGUCAUACUAAAAUGUAUGAUCCAGAUAUGUUUCAAAAUAGUCAAAUUAAAACGAAUGGAUCAUUAAAUUAUUCUAAUCUAUCACAUCAUCAACAAAUGAAUUCAUAUCAAAAUUCAUUAACUUCUAUAAAUCCUAUACAAAAAUAUUCAAUACCUAUAGGACAAAUAAUUAAUCCUUAUAAUAAACAACGUCAAUUAUUUAAUUCAAAUAUAAAUCAUAUUAAUUCUACAACAGAGAAUUCAUUAAAACAAUUAUCUGGUCAAGUGAAUACUGCAAUGAAUUUAUAUAUUGGAGAACGAUCAAAUUAUAUGAAUAAUUCACAUACUUUACAAUCUCCUAAUUGGACUGAUCAUCAUUACUUCAAUACAAAUCAUUUGAAUGGUUCAAUGUUAUUCGAUGCAACAUCUUCUAAUUUUCAAUCUUAUAAUAAACCUACAACUGAUAUAAUAUUAACAGAGACAUCAACAACAUCACCAAUAAUAAAUGAACCACCUUGUUAUCCAGUUUAUGUUCAUCCAUUACAGUCUACCUUGAAUAAAUAUAAAUCUUCAUCUAGUGAAAAUCUAUCAUCACGACAACAUCAUUCAAGAAUUAAAUCAAUUGCAUUCAUAACUCAAUUAAGUGCAUUUGGUUUAAAGAAUAAACGACGUUUUUCACAAUUAACAACAAAAAAAUUAAAUAAAUUAAAAGAGAAUACUACUAGUUCUAAUGAUAAUUAUUAUAAUAAAUCUGGUCAAUUAAAUCCUUUACCAAUUACAGAAGUAUAUGAAUCAGAAAGUUAUCAUAAUCAAAAUAUGAUAUCGGAUAAUUUUAAUUUUAAUGCAAUGGAAUCAUUUGAUAAUGAUUACUUUUUAUAUAGUUUACAAACAGCUGUAUUCAAUGGUUUCGUUCCAUCGAAUCCAUUAAAUCAACAAUAUACAUAUCAUGAUUAUUACAGAAUGCCAAAUCAUCAGAUAAUACCAACUACAACCGCAAUAACACCAAUACUUCAUGAAAAGUUCAAUCAAUCAUCAUUUGGUGAAGAUUUAAGUUUAGGCAACAAUCAAUCAACAACACCAUCAACUGGAUAUUAUUCAUCGAAUAGAAAUUCUAGAGUAUUUUCACCUGAUUACAAUGAUAAUAAUAACAGUAAUCGUUUUAAAUUUCCCCCACCCGGUCCACCAGUUGCUGGUUGGGUUAACCAAUUCAUUAUCAGAACAAAUACGCUUGAAAAUUCAUUAUCUAAUGUGAAUACAAUAACAUCAUCAACGUCUCCGGUAACAAGUAUAAUAUCGUUAAAUGAAAGGCGAGCACAUCAGUUACAACAACAACAACAACAACAGAAAGACACUUCUUUCUCUUCAUCAUUACAUAAUACAACAAUAACUCAUUCACCAAUCACAGCGAUUGAUAUUAUUGGUUUAUCAAGUUCGAUUACUAUACCAAGUAGAUCUAUUUCAUCUGUACCACCAUCACCACAACACAUUCCAUUUGAUUUUAUUAAUUCUUCUCGUUCAUUGGGUUUAACUUCAUCAAGUGUAAUUCCAAGAAGAAAUUAUUCAAUUACAAACUACCCUAAACAUGAAUUACCAAUAAUAGGAAAAAGAAUAAUCCCUAUUGAAACUGAUAAGUUGCCAGUAUUCACUAAACUUGAUCUUCCAGAACUCCCAAAUGAUUCACUUCCUAUAUUAAAAAAUAAUUUAAUUAAAACUGAAAAUAAUAUAUUGUUACAUAAUUCAAAAGAUAAUAAUAAUCAUAAUGAUAAUACUACUGAUAAACAGAAUCAUAAUAUUUCUCAACAAUUUUUAACUCCAUUAAAUUAUUCUGAUACUCAACAUAGUGAUAGUGGUUAUAAUGAUUCAUUAAUUAUUCCUGAUCAUAAAUCAUUAUUAUUAUUAUCUUCAUCAUCAUCUACAUCAUCAUCUAUCAUUCAUUCAAUUGAUUAUCAAUCACCAACAAAUUUAUCACCUAAUGAUGAUCAACAUAAUAUAUCGAUUAAUUUAUUAAAUAAUACUAUUAAUCAUUCAACUGAAUGUAAUUCAAUUACAUCAACUAUAACAACUACAUCAACAAUGAAUUCAAUCUUUUCUGAUACAAUUAAUAUGAUCCAUAAUUAUUCAGUUAUUGAUAAACAUAUACCAAAUAAUGUUAAUAAUAAUGAUAAUGAUAAAAGUAAUCAAUAUGUUUAUUGUAAAUUAGAACUUCCUUUAUCUGUUACACAAUCUAUACCUGUAUCAUUAUCUUCAGUCAUAGCAACAAUAUCAUCACCAUCAUCAAAAAGAUCAUCAACUAGUUCACGAAGUACUGAACCAAGUUCUGCAAAUAGUACUACUGUUAUAUUACAUCAAAAUAUAGAUGUAAAUCGAAAAUUAUCCUAUCCAACUAUGAAUAGUUUCAAUAAUACUAAUCGUAGUCAAACUAUUUUCCGUUCUCCAAGUGAUCCAGAUGUAUUUUUUUCAUUUUGUGAAGAAUCAAUAAAUAAAUCAACAUUAACACAACAACUUCCUUCUUCUCAUUCACCUAAUCAUCAUCAUCAUCAACAACAACAACAACAUCCUACUAGUGUUCCAUUAUCACGUACAAAUUUUACAUCGAAUAAUAUGAUGAAAUUAAUGAUGAUGAGUACAUUAUCUGAUUCAUUUAAAUAUCAUCUUACAAGACAAAAAUCUGAAAGUCAAUUACUUACAGAUCGUCAUGAUUCAUUUGAUGAAAUUUCAUGGGAUUUACAACCAACUCCAUUAUAUUAA